GCUAGCCUGGUGCCGGUAACACGGUGCAAAGCCCCGUAAUCUUGUCCGGUAAUAGAAAAAAGGCGAAAUUUAACGUGCGUCCGUGACAUGAAAGUGAUCAGAGCAGCCGCAGAGACGUGACACACUCGGCUCAGGCGCCGUUAAACACAUUUAAAGUCACAUUUCACGUUAGAGCUGAAGUUCGCGGCUAACGGCAGCUAACCGUGUUGUGACACCUGAGCAGAUGCCGAAGCUAAAAGGAUUAGCUCCUCAGGUGAACGCGAGCUAGAGGUGGUGUAAUGGCCGUGAAGCGGAGCGCCAGGUGGACUCAGCAGCCGUGAAGGAUGCUCCAGGGUCCGUACGGCAGCCUGGAGCGGGACGGGCUCCUCAUCCGGCUGCCUUUCACCAGCUUCGCCGUGGGGACGGUUCUGCUCCCUCUGACUGGCCUCAUCGCCUGCCUGUCCAUCUCACUCAUGUACCACUUCGAAGACGCCACGUACACACACUGUCACGUGUCAAACUACCUCCCGUCCAUCAGCGCCGCCAUCAGCCGCGUGCCGGAGCGCUACAUCUGGCGCUGCUGCAUCGGCCUGCACUCAGCGCCACGCUACCUGGUCGCCGCUGCAUAUUUCAACUUCUACCGCAGCCGCUUCAGCAACAGGCUGCCGGAGCUGCUGCUGAGCGGACUGGCUCUCCUCUGCAGCCUCGCCGAGAACACCGGCCUGCUGCUGCUCACAUACGUGUCGUCCACAGAAACGUACAGUGUUCAUAAAAACGGUUUCAUCGUGUUCAUAGCGAGCUCGCUGCUGCACAUGCUCAUUACAUGCAGACUGUGGCAGAUGAUCAGGAGAUACUAUGUGAACCCAGAGGAAGUGACAUCAUACCGAUGGAAGGUGCGUCUCUUCCUGUUUAACAUCAGCUGCUGUCUGGCUGCAGCUUACUUCUUCCGACGCCACAACAAAUACUGUGAAAGCGGAGUCUACACCCUGUUUGCCCUCUUUGAAUACCUGGUGGUCUUCUCCAACAUGGCCUUCCACAUGACGGCCUUCUGGGACUUUGGGAACAAAGAGGUGAUCGUGGCCACGCCCCCGGAGGACAAACGAUACUGAGCAGGUGACCAGAAAUCCACCGGAGGACAACGACAAGCUCAACUUUUAUCUGGACACAUGAAGGUGUCGUGUGGCUUCAUGAACUUUGACCUGAUCACGGCAUGGUUCAGCACUUCUGUUGAGUCGUACCUGCUGAGGACACGCGUGUUGUUAAACUGUACUGUGACUCAGCAGCUGUGUCACUGUUUGGAUUAAAGGAGAAAUCAGACCAGGCUCUAGUACAGAGCUCUG
This is a messenger RNA of Toxotes jaculatrix (banded archerfish), 1319 nucleotides long. RefSeq names its product post-GPI attachment to proteins 2 (gene pgap2). Gene Ontology annotation, cellular component: endoplasmic reticulum membrane; Golgi membrane. NCBI's taxonomy places the organism in Eukaryota, Metazoa, Chordata, Actinopteri, Toxotidae. The transcript has 6 exons. Bases 324 to 1088 code for a protein of 254 amino acids. Gene Ontology annotation, biological process: GPI anchor biosynthetic process. The record is from RefSeq and is a predicted model, not a curated record.